UGCCUCAGGUGAGUUCUGACUCUCACCUGUCCUGUUCGUCUUCAUUUCACCUGCAUGGGAAGCUUGUUUCCUUUGGCACAAAGCUUGGCUCCUCCACCUUCUGUCGCUCGAUGGCUCCUUUGCUGACGCAGAAAACGGAGACGUCUCUCAGCGUUUCAGCCUCUCCUUCGCUUGGAGUGAGUUUCGUGUCAACGCUCCCGGUUGUCCUCACCAUCCUUCUGCUGCUUCUCUGCUUCCCUUUUAGAAGGAAAAAAAGACAAUUGUCUCCACGAGUCCUUCAGAGGGAGAGGAAUUCAUCCCAGCUUAUUCACAUAGCCAAAUUGGAAGAGGAACCGAGUCCGGAGAGAAAGCCUUUGGAAGAUGAAAACACUCACAAAGGAAAUUCCCUCUCAUGUCACCAAGACGAGAGACAACUGAAGGUAGACGAAGCCACACCAGAACUUCAGCACGAAAACACGAAUUCUCCCAAGGAGAGGCAUGUUCUCAUCACAAACCACCAAAGGACACAGAUGUCCCCAAAACUUGAGGUGGACCGCUUGAGAGGGUCAGCUCCCCAAACAUCCUGUCCUCCCAGCCCCAUGACCCCAAACUCCAUACUAUUCAGGAAGCUCCCCAUGACCCCAAAGGAGGUCCACAUCUCCAGAACGGAGCCCCCGGCUCCAAAUGUGGACAGCCAAAUUUAUGAAAGCAUCCGGCUGAAGGAAAAAGACUUGCGCUCCAGAGAUAGUUCCAGAAAUAGCCCCAAAUCUUCUAAAGGACAAGAAUCCAAAGGAUCCGGCAAGAUGGAUUUGAGGUCUACAGAGGUCAGUGAUAUGCUGGAACAACCGGAUGAGCUUUCUGAUCCGUAUCGGGAAAUAUUGUCUGAGAUGGAAGCUCCUCUCCAUCCAGUUUUCGACGGAGAAAAGAGACUGAGUGCCUUGUAUGCCAAAGUGUGCAAGAGGCCUCCAACAUCUGCUCAGUCUCAGCCACUGAGACAAAGCAAAACCAUGGAGGAAGAGGAGGAAAUCCCACCACCCAUCCCAGAAAAGCAUUUUGAGGAUUUCUACGAGAGUCUCGUCAUAGAGUCGGAGGCACAGGGUGGUGAGAUGUCUCCACCAAAACCCUGACUAGAGACAUCCAAGAGUUAGAGCUCCAAACCAGGCUGGGAUCGGGCAGAAGAAGUUUACUUUGUCACCAUGAAAGCUUUAUGUGGCACCACGAUGCAUUUUCAGGAGCUGGCUUCUCCUGUGUGAUCGAUUCCUUGCCUUUUUAAUGAAGCAGACCUUGGACUCAACCGUGUACUAAGCAUGUUGCACUAGCUUUUAAGGAAGGUGUCGCUAUGUUGACACAUGCUUUUGUCUCUUAAGACUUUCAAGCACUUGUUGCAGCAGGUUUUCACGGAAAGGAGACUGGGAAUGUUCAAAAACACCCACAUUCUUCAACUUAAAGGUUCUAAAGAGCAAGUAACUCCGUAAUAAUUGAUAGGCCCAGCAGUGAGAGAGAGAGAUUGAAAGGGAGGGAGCGAGAAAGAAAGAGAGACAUGAAGGAGAGAGAGUUUGAUAAUAGGAGGAAAAACAAGAAAGGCAAGAUUAGAGAAGAGACCAUCCCGACCUUCAUUGCUUCCAUGUCGGUGGGAUGGUGAAUCCACUCCACAGUUUACAUGCUUUAACAUUGCUGUACUCUCUGCUGGCAAGUUCAGCUUUAUGGCAACUUUAUGAUCCUGUGAUAUCUUGUUCAUAACAGUCCUACUCAGGUUUUUCAAACACUGGGGAAUGCCUUUCUGUUUUGAUAUUGGAUAGUCAACCAAAUAUAACAUUUAAUAGACUAAAGUCAUAACUUGCAACCAUGAAGUCAUAACGUGCCACCAUAGUAGACUGAAAUCAUUGCUUGGAACCAUGACAGAUUGAAGUCAUAACAUGAAACCAUGAACUCAUAACUUAAGACCGUGAUGGACUGAAGUCAUAAUGUGCAACCGAGAAGCCAUAAAGUGGAGCCAUGGUAGAUUGAAACCAUAAUGUGCAACUGAAGUAGACUCAAGUCACCACCUGCAGCCAUGAAACCAUAACAUGGAACCAUGACAGAUUGAAGUCAUAACAUGAAACCAUGAACUCAUAACUUAAGACCGUGGUGGACUGAAGUCAUAAUGUGCAACUAAGAAGCCAUAAAGUGAAUCCAUGGUAGAUUGAAGCCAUAAUGUGCAACUAAAGUAGACUCAAGUCACCACCUGCAACCAUGAAACCAUAAUAUGGAACCUUGAUAGAUUGAAGUCAUAAGUUGUAACCAUGAUCUCAUAACUUGCAAACAUAAAGCCAUAAUGUGCAAACAUGGUAGAUUAGUCAUUCAACCAUGAAACCAUAAUAUGCAACCAUGUUAAACUGAAGCGAUAACCAGCAACUAUGAAGCCCUGAUGUGCAACCAUGGGACACUGAAGUCAUAACCAUGAACUCAUAAUUCACAAACAUGAAGCCAUAACUUGCAAACAAGGUGCACCCAUGAAGCCAUAGCAUGCAACUAUGUUAGACCGAAGUCAUAACUUACAACCAUCAACUCAUGCCUUACAACCAUAAAGCCAUAAUAUGCAAGCAUGUUAAACUGAAGCCAUGACCAGCAACCAUGAAGCCAUAACACGCAACCAUGAAGUCUUAACUUGUAAUCAUGAUAGACAGAAGUCAUAAGUUAUCAACAUAAACACAUAACUUGCAGCCAUGGAGCCAUAACUUGCAACCGUGAUAGACUGGACUCAUAACCUUCCACCAUGAACCUUCAGUCAUGGAAUCAUCAUGUGCAACCAUGAUAGAUUGAAGUCAUAACUUGCAACCUAGAAGCCAUAACUUUGCAAACAUGAUAGACUUGUCAUUUACCCAUGAAACCAUAGCAUGCAACCAUGUUAUAUUGAAGUCAUAACUUACAACCAUGAAACCAUAAUAUGCAACCAUGUUAGAUGGAAGUCAUAACCAACAACCAUGAAGCCUUAAUUUGCAACUGUGAUAGACUGAAGUCAUAACCUCCCACCGUGCUCAUAACUUUCCACCAUGAAAUCAUAAUUUGCAACCAUGAUGCACUGAAGUCAUAACCAGCAGCCAUGAAGCCAUCACCUGCAACCAUGAUACACCGAAGUCAUAACCAUGAACUCAUAAUUCACAAACAUGAAGCCAUGACUUGCAAACAAGAUAGGCUGGUCAUAAGGUGCAGCUGUGAAGCCAUAGCAUGCAACCAUGUUAGACCAAAGUCAUAACUUACAACCAUGAACUCAUGACUUACAACCAUAAAGCCAUAAUAUGCAAGCAUGUUAAACUGAAGCCAUGACCAGCAACCGUGAAGCCAUAACUUGCAAUCAUGAUAGACAGAAGUCAUAAAUUAUGAACAUGAAUGCAUAACUUGCAGCCAUGAAGCCAUAACUUGUAAUGGGUUAUGAACAUGCAACCAUGCAUAAUGUGCAACCAUGAAGCCAUGACUCAGUGGUUCUCAACAUGUGGGUCCCCAGAUGUUUUGGCCUUCAACUCCCAGAAAUCCUAACAGUUGAUAAACUGGCUGGGAUUUCUGGGAGUUGUAGGCUAGAACACCUGGGGACCCACAGGUUGAGAACCACUACAUAACUGGUAAUCAUGAUAGACAGAAGUCAUACGUUAUGAACAUGAACUCAUGACUUGCAGCCAUGAAGCCAUAACUUGUAAUCAUGAUAGAAGUCAUAAGUUAUGAACAUGAACUCAUAACGUGCAACCAUAAUAGACUGAAGUCAUAACCUUCCAUCACGAAUCUUCAAUCAUGUGCUACCAUGAUUGACUGAAGUCAUAGCUUAGAACCAUGAGAGCUUGAAUGUGACCUGGAAUUGUAGACCAGGCCUUUGGAUACAUAGCCUGGAAUUACACAUUUGUGAUGGACCCAUAUUCAGCAUCCCUACAUUGUUAUGAGUGUGACACUUUGGCCAUAUUUAAUGUUGCUUCUGAAGACUACUCUACUGGGCAUCAACGAUAUGGAGAAAUAAUGACUGGCGAUUGGAGUAUGACCAAUGUCUGAUAGAGUAAGUUUGCAAGGAUCAGACCAAGAGAGACUAUUUAAUUAUACAACCAAGUUACAAUCAAGUAACUUGAUUGUACAACCAAUUAUACAACCAAGUGGCAGAUGUAAAAUCUUGGCUGUUAUCUUCAAAAGAGAAGUGAAAGUUCAAUACUGGAAGCGGAAUGAUGUAUGAUUGUGGCAUCCAUAUCCAUACAGGAAUAUCCUUAGACUGUCUUCUUUUUGUUAUUCAAAGUAAGUUGGGAUGACCCAGUUGGGUGAAGAUGCGAGUUCAAAUUUUGCUUGGAUAGGAGUAUGAAUCCUGUCUCACUGGGGAAGCCAUGUUGCGGUUUCUGUCCAUUUGUUCUUCCUUUAUUUUUAAUCCGUAAACAUAGAUAUAACAGAGAUCUUGACGCACAGGGGCAUGAAUGAGAUUUGUGAGUAUAGCCAUAUUUUUAUUAAUAAGAUUUUACUUGAAAGGGUUUUUUUUGGUGAGGACUUCAAAGUGGAAUGUUUCCAUAAAUAAAGUAUUUUUUUAAAGAUCC
Messenger RNA from Anolis carolinensis (green anole), 4520 nucleotides. RefSeq lists its product as uncharacterized. The transcript is spliced from 6 exons. NCBI's taxonomy places the organism in Eukaryota, Metazoa, Chordata, Lepidosauria, Squamata, Anolidae. The record is from RefSeq and is a predicted model, not a curated record. Bases 111 to 1106 code for a protein of 331 amino acids.